Messenger RNA from Galleria mellonella (greater wax moth), 833 nucleotides. RefSeq lists its product as uncharacterized. NCBI's taxonomy places the organism in Eukaryota, Metazoa, Arthropoda, Insecta, Lepidoptera, Pyralidae. The record is from RefSeq and is a predicted model, not a curated record. The transcript has 2 exons. The coding region runs from base 198 to 761 and encodes 187 amino acids.
CACAUAUCUGUACAAGAGUUUCCUAACUAUCCUUAGACCAAAGAUUUCGAUUUUAGAUAUAGUCAUUGCUUGUCCAAUCUUACUACAUUGCUAACUUGUUCGACAUAUUGUACUGUUUAUUCCUUGUGCAUUUUGUGUGUGCUUUAUUUCUUCGACUCGAUAAUAACAAAGUGUCCACAGUGCAUGACAGAUCAAACAUGGCUACGAGCAAUAAACAAGGUGAAAAUUUGCAUGUCUCCCACAACACCAAACAGCAGACGAUUACACACCAUGAAAAGCGUCCAGACUGCUGCACAGUUAUGAAUACCACACAGGAACCGUUGAUUGAACAAGAUGAUUUUCAGCAUGAUACUGAUGGAGCGGGAGUUGUAAAGACAAAGUGUGUUGACGUCACUGAAGAAUCGGAAGCUAAUCAAAUAAUAUGCUGUGAUGAGGGAAAUGAUCUCUUGAAGUCCUAUGAGGAUAAUGAAGUAAAGAGUGAGUCGGUUAUAGGGCCCACAAUUGCACAAGGAGUGACCAUCUUUGGAGCUACUGAAUAUUCAAAACCUGGUUGUGAACGAGAUCUUAACAAUGAGGAUAAGGAGCAUAAUGUUUUUAAAUUUGAACACCAGAAAAGAAGAAUAUCAUGUGAUAAAGUUCAUUCAUGUGAGGUAUGCAGUAAGACAUUCGAGACCUACAAUACACUGAAAUACCAUAUGACAGUCCAUACUGAACAGGAAAUAUAUUCGUCUAAUGAAAAGCCAUAUAGUUUUGACAUUUAAGACAACAUGUUUUAAUACAUACUAAUGGUAAACUAUAUUGUUGUGAUGUAUGUAAUAAAUGUUUUAGUUAUA